AUGAAGGCCUUCUUGUUAGCAAUCGUAUUGCUUUCAUAUGCUAUAAGCAUUUUUGCUGUAUCACCUGUACGGCCGGGCUCAGCAUCGUCGGCUCGUUUGCCACGAACUAGUGCAAGUCAAUAUCCAAAAAAUAUUACAUCAAGGAGCACAACAACGAAGCCAGCUUUUCGAACGAGAGAACAGCAAUUGCUGUCGAUAUUCGAAGCUGUAAUUUCAACACUCGAGGGAAAAUUACAGCGAAUCGAUAAUCUGGAUAAAGCUGUUGAGCAUAUGAUGCGACGUGUCGAGUCAUUGGACCAUAAAGUGGCCGACAAUAUACUCAAAACAGAUGCCAUUAUAACGAGAUUAGGUGAUUUAAAUACACGACUCACAGAUGAUGAUCCAUUAAUGAGAGAUAAAGUUGCCUCAAAAGCAUCGUCAGCGGUGCUAAAUAAUCGCUUGUUGUCAUUAGAUCAGAAAGUGUCUGACAUUGACACAAAAAUAGGUAAAUUAAAGACACAAAUUGACAACAAUUUCUUGUCAGUUGACGAUAUUAAUGCUGAGGCGAGCGAGAAGAAGCCAAUUCAUAUGAAUGUGGCUGACAUAACUAGAGCAAUGAAUAGUGAAGUUAUGAGCCAUGUAACCAAGGAUCUAGAUAUAUUGAGAAAAACAACUGAGGCUAUUGACAAAAAGCUACAAUUUCAUGUAAAUUUAGUAUCACAAAAUGUUGGAAAGAUGCUCAAUCUAGUUCAAGAUGUGCACGAGGCAAUUGUUGUUGAGCAAAAUGUCAACGAAUAUAAUAAAACGAGCACAAUCCCGCCAUACCUAAAGUCAAGCAAGCUCGAUUCAUUAGUCCAUCAAGUUAAACCAAUUCUGUCAGUGUCGGAAAAAAUGGAUGAAGUGUGGAAUGUUGUCGUUGGAACAAAAAGCUCCGUCGAUGAUUUAUUGCCAAAAUCUGACAAAUUGCUAACACAAACACAACGACAAGAGCGAGCUAUUGGUCAAAUACAUCAAGAUCUUCGCACAAAGACUAAUUUAAUCAUUGAAAAUCUCGAUAUGGUUGAAAAGAGACUUAAAAAGCAAGAGGAUGAUGUAACGAUUCUCUCACAACGUCCAGUUCCAGCUGAUUUGUUAAUUGACCCGACUAUCGAUAGACUUGUUGAAUACAAUCCAAAUAGAUAUUCGGUCGUUCAAGAGCCAACUGAGAGUCUUCCAACAACAACAACGACUAUUCCACCAACAACGCAAUCAUCAUCAACGAAUACGCAAGCAACAACUAAUUCAGUGCAAUCAAGUAGCAUAAAUAAUUUCAUUAAUUCAACAUCAACGAAUGUACCGAAAAAUACCGGUCCACGAAAAGGUGGAAUCAUCUUUCCAAGCGUUAAAAAUAAGCCAUCAAAACUUAAUACAACCUUCACUACUGAUGCUCUCAGUUUUAAAGACGUUAAAGGAUUUUCAUGUACGGAAUUGAUGAAUGCAGGCAUGCGACAAUCAGGUGUCUAUUAUCUUCAGAUCCGUGGUACAACCUAUUGGUUUUUGAAAGUCUUUUGUGAACAAGAAAUUGCAGAUGGUGGAUGGACGGUAAUUCAACGUCGUGAUGAUUUUGGCGAGCCACGAGAAAAUUUCAAUCGCGAUUGGGCUGACUACAAAAAUGGAUUUGGAGAUCCAGCAAAGGAGUUUUGGAUGGGAAAUGAAAACAUUUAUAUGCUUACGAAUAACGAGGAUUAUGCAUUGCGCAUUGAACUAGAAGACUUUGAGGGCAACAAAAGAUACGCUCAAUAUGCACACUUUAAAAUCCACUCAGAAGCAGAUUAUUACAAGCUUGAGAUUGAUGGAUAUGAAGGAAAUGCUGGUGAUUCACUAAAUGAUCCAUGGUAUGGCUCAAACAACAGUCCAUUCUCAACAUACAACAGAGAUAAUGACAGAAGUUCACUAAAUUGCGCCAGUAUGCUCAAGGGUGGCUGGUGGUGGAAGAGUUGUGGACGAGGUCUUAAUGGUCUUUACCUUCAUGAUCCACAAGACAUAACAGCUCGACAAGGUAUCGUCUGGUUCCGAUGGAGAGGAUGGGACUAUACGCUUAAAAAAGCAACAAUGAUGAUUAAGCCAUUUGCGAAGCCACUCAACACAGUAACAAAUACAAAUUCUUAG
This is a messenger RNA of Chironomus riparius, 2127 nucleotides long. The record is from the annotation of a GenBank genome assembly. Lineage: Eukaryota; Metazoa; Arthropoda; Insecta; Diptera; Chironomidae.